Syngnathus acus (greater pipefish) is the source of this 1501-nucleotide messenger RNA. It is a transcript of the gene dusp14, whose product is annotated as dual specificity phosphatase 14. Gene Ontology annotation, biological process: protein dephosphorylation. Gene Ontology annotation, molecular function: MAP kinase tyrosine/serine/threonine phosphatase activity. Bases 381 to 1016 code for a protein of 211 amino acids. The record is from RefSeq and is a predicted model, not a curated record. NCBI's taxonomy places the organism in Eukaryota, Metazoa, Chordata, Actinopteri, Syngnathiformes, Syngnathidae. The transcript is spliced from 2 exons. Gene Ontology annotation, cellular component: cytoplasm.
GUUCUUUUGAACGAAUCGUUCACUCACGAGCCAACACUAGAGCAGAGCGAGUCGAAGGUGGAUGGCGCGUGUGGCGUGCACGCCUUUGCCUUUGCGUGGACUUUGUCGUCAUGUUGGCGUGUCGUGCACUUCACGUGGACCUCCUCCCCCUCCUCCCAUCACCUCUCUCCGACUCCCUCCCACUCCUUCCCUCGGCGUGAUUUAGCGGACUGAGUAGACGCUGGGUGCCGAACACGGCGCACUGAUGCGGGCUUUGCGUUGAAGAGGAAACCGUCACGAUCAUCACCUUCCUUUUCCUUCAUUUGUGGAGUCAUUUUUCUCUACAAUGACUACCCGCUCCUGAGGGACUUUUCCUAUUUGACUUCUCGUCAUCUUUGUCCAUGGGUUCCCGCAGUCAAGGCUACUUUCCGCCCCACCACCAUCACCAUCGUAGCUCCUCCUUGGCGCCUCUGCCGACAGCGGUGGCGCCAGUGCCGCGGCUGCUGCCUGAAGGCGGCAUGGCCCAGAUCACACCAGGCCUGUUCCUGAGCCGAGGCAACGUGGCAUCCAACCGCGGUCUGCUCCUGUCUAAGGGCAUCACGUGCGUGGUCAACGCCACGCUGGAGCUACCCAACUUCAACUGGCCGCACGUGGAGUACGUGAAGGUGCCGCUGGCUGACGCGCCCCACUCGCCCAUCUCGCUCUACUUUGACGGCGUGGCAGACAAGAUCCACAGCGUGGGCCGCAAGCGGGGUGCCGUCUUGGUGCACUGCGCGGCUGGCGUCAGCCGCUCUGCCUCGCUGUGCCUGGCCUACCUUAUGAAGUACCACCGCGUGUCGCUGGCUGACGCCCACGCCUGGGUCAAGGCCCGCCGUCCCGUCAUCCGGCCGAACGGUGGAUUCUGGCACCAGCUAAUCGAGUACGAGCGCAAGCUCUUCGGAAGGAACUCGGUCAAGAUGGUGCAGACGCCCUACGGGGUCAUCCCUGACGUCUACCAGCGGGACCGCCGCAGUCUAGUGCCCUACUGGGGACUGUGAAAAAAAAAUCCUAGGAGGUUUUUCAAUGAACUCUAGACUGGACCAGGACAAGGGUGUGGUCGGUCUCCUAAUGUUGACUGUGCUUGUCAUGAUGUCACGUGUACGGUAGCAAUUUUUUGAGAGCAUCGUAGAGCCCCCUGAGUUUGAUUCGUUCCGUGUAUCUUGAUUUACUUGUGACCGCUCAAAAUAAAGCAACAGCCAAGGUCAUGAAAAAAAAAUUACUCAAAUUGCAAAUUGUCUGCACCUCUAAUAACCUUUUAAAAUAGUCAAAAAGUCUAUUUUUUUUACUGGUUUCUGAUUUGAAAAACAAGUCUAUUAAUUUGUUGAGCACAUGUGAUACAUUUACAGUAUAUGGCCCAAAGAAGAAAAACCAUAACGAUGAUGGAGCUUGCUACAAAAAUUAUUUUGACAUCAAUGGACUGUCAGUGGCAAUGUUUGUGUUUGAAUUUGGAAAAAGAAAGAAUAAAGACUUCUUCGCAACACGA